ACCGCCGAGUGGACGUGCCUUGCUGGCGCGUAGCGCGACAAAAAAAUAAACCGUUCGAAUUUCAAAUAAUAUUGAGACAUUUCAGUUGUUUUUUUGAAAACAAAAAUUGUGCCUGUAUUUUUUUCGUUCCGAAUUUGUGUGUUCCAUUUUUUAAUUUGAUUUGCGAGUGUGCGGAUUGGCGAGGGGUCGUUUUCCCCGGGAGUAUUGCUAUAGCAACGAAUGACGUCAAGUUCACGGGCGGUUGGUGCAUUUUCGUUCGAUAAUGAAUAGUUUUCGGAAAAUCGGAUGCUAACAGAAUAGCGACUGAUUUGAUUUCGAAUCUUCUCGUCUCUACUAUUACGAAAUAUAGUGGGAAGCUGAGUGGUCGGAUGACCCCAAUGUGGUCAGGCAGCGGCGAGCACUCCACACCGACACCAUGAGUUUAAUGUCGUUCAUCAAGUUCGGCUACGCGCUAGUCGUGGUGACGCUCCUGCUCAUGAUAUGGGCCUCCCUGUCGAGAGCUCUCGAACUCCACGUAGACACCGGUCACCCAUCAUGCCUCUUCCAAGCGCUGUGUACCUGCUCCAAGCCAGCGGGCGAUCUGGGCAUAGUGACCUGCCGUCAUGUACCCCUGCUGAGGGUGCCUGCUACCCUGAACAGCUCCAAGGUCUUCACUCUUCAGCUCACGGGGAACAGGAUAAGGGAAUUGGAACCGAAGUUCUUUCAAGCUACAGGAAUGUACAGGCUAGCAAUAAACCAGAACCCCCUGGAGACGAUCCACGAGGACGCCUUCUACGGGCUGGAGACGACGCUGUGGGAGCUGGAGCUGAGGUACGACGGGCUCACGACGGUGCCCAGCAAGUCGCUCAGGAACCUCGGGAAGCUCAGGCUUUUGGAUUUAACUGGUAACGAAAUAACAGACAUAUCUAGCAACGACUGGAGCCUGGGCACGCUACAGACCCUGAUCCUAGCAGACAAUUCGAUAGCCAACCUGCCCAUCGAUGCGUUCUCCAGUCUUCUCAUGCUGGAAACGCUCGACCUUCGAGGGAACCACCUGGCGUCAGUCGACGGAGGCGUGUUUAGAGACGGCAUGAACAGGCUCAACAAGUUGCUACUUGGCGACAAUCAGCUGACCUUCAUUCCCUACGAGGAAGUAUCGCCUCUAAGGCAACUUCGAGUGCUGGACCUGUCAAACAACGUGAUCAAACAAGUGCCUCCAGUGCACGAGACUCCCACCAGGCUGUCUCUGGAUAUACUGAAGUUGGACAACAAUGUCAUUACAGAACUUCACCCAGGAUCUUUCAAAAACUUUCAAGUAUUAAAUUCCACUUCUUUGGAUGGGAAUCCAAUUCAUGUUCUAAGGGAAGAUGCAUUUCGCAAUGCCAAAAUCAAGAUCCUCUCUCUCCGCGACUGUGGCAUCUGGGACCUGUCUCCCGCAGCGUUCGCUGGCCUGGAGAACAGUCUGCAGAGCCUGGACUUGUCCGAGAACAACCUGACAAUGAUAUCCAAGUUCAUGCUGAACAAACUCGACUCGUUGAGGUUCUUGAACCUGAGAGAGAACAAGGUUGAUAUCAACACCUUGGCGACUAAUACCCCCACCGAGUACGAAGUGACGUCAUACAACAACUUCCAACACAAGCUGUUCUCUUUGGACGUCAGUGGCGCCUCCUCGAUAGAGAUGAGCUUACAAGAUGUGAGAAGAAUGCGCUCCCUCCGAUACCUAUCAGUAGGCAAGUUGAUCAGAAAGAGCAUACGAGCUGAAGACUUCCUCGACUUCGGUGUGGACCUGGAAGACCUGAAGGUGUACGGGAGCACCAUCAACCGCAUAGAGUCGAGUGCCUUCCAGCAUGUCCGGACUAUCAAGACCUUGGACUUGUCGGAGAACGAGAUUGACUUCAUUGAUCCGUUCGCUUUUGCUGAGCUACACAGCCUCACAACUUUAAAAUUGGCUAACGGUCUAGCGGAAACAGUAAAGAUUCUACCUUUCGAGCCUUUAAAAGCUCUCAUAGAGCUACAACAUUUGGACCUCAGCAACAACAAGCUAAAGAACGUUCCUGACACCUCCUUCCACUUCUUGUACAAGUUGAAGUCUCUGAACCUUCAGGACAAUGCUAUUGACCACUUUUCCAAAGGAACACUUCAGGGUGACAUUCACCACCAGCUACAAAGCAUUUGUUUAUCCCUGAACCAAAUGAACCAAAUAGUUCAACACACGUUUGUGGAGCUGAAAGAACUACAAGAAAUCCUAAUAGAAGACAACUUGAUAGAAUCGAUUCAGAGGCGAGCAUUUACCAGCUUGGACAAUGUGAAAGUGAUCAAACUGAAAGGGAACAGAAUUUACGAGAUCUUUGAUGAAGCCUUCCAGAAUAUUCCGGCUUUAAAUGAAUUGGACAUCUCGUUCAACCAACUGAACACAUUUAGAUUCUCAAUCUUCGACCAAGUCGGUUCGGCUGCUGCUCUCAAAGUAAACGUUUCCCAUAACAGAAUGGUUUCCCUGAGGGACUCUAAUGCACACAGUUUCCUAUACAGCUCUGAGUUUUACCAACCGAAAGUGCAAAGAUUAGUCACUGAAGAAACACCUCUUGAGCCAGAAGGAUUAGUAUCUGAGGAUGAACCUCACGUAACUGAAGGCCUAAUAUCUGACGAAGAUAUUUCUAUGGCAGAAGGUCUCGGGAUAGUAUCUGUAAACAUCAGAGUGAUGGAUUUCUCUCACAACAAUAUAUCUGAAAUCGCUCCUUAUUACUUCAGACAUGCAGAUUUUACUCUGGCCGAAUUGUACCUCUCUCACAACCUGUUAAGAAAUAUUACAAGGGAUGUGUUCGGUUCUUUGGCAGCCCUACAGUAUUUGGACCUUUCGCAUAAUCAGAUCUAUCACAUGGAAUACGAUUGCUUUGCUCGAGCCAAAGCAUUACAGAUAAUAGAUUUAUCCCACAACUACUUGACUGAACUACCCGUGCAAGUUUUCCACGAGAUGCCAUCUUUGAUUUCUUUGGACCUCUCAAACAACCGCAUUAGAAAUUUGGCAGAUAAUCUGAUUGUUUCGCCCCUUUUGGAGAGACUUGAUCUCUCCAACAACUACCUAUCGCGGGUGCCCACCAACUGCUUAUCCCCGUCCACCGCAGCUAACCUCGUGGAGCUAGACUUGAGUGGUAACACCAUCCCAGCCAUCUCCAUGGCUGACUUCGUCCAAAGAUACCGGACUGACCAGAGCGACUGGCAGGAGGAGCCGGACUACAGCGAGGAGUACAUGUACCAUACUGCACGACGGGACCACACGAGGGUGUACCACCAAAAAAAACAGUACCACCAGAACUCGCUGUAUAAGUCUUUAUUGAGCCUGGACCUCUCCGACAACCAUUUGGUCCGAAUCGAAGGCAACACUUUCUCGGUGCUGCCCAAGCUGCGCUGGUUGGACCUCAGCAACAACUCGCCUUUCAACAGUGGGGAGCGAGGAGUGAGCGUCUUCAAGGGUCUGGAGAGGAGACUCUUCCAUUUGGGACUGAAGAACGUCAGCCUUACCACUGUGCCAUCCAUGCUUCUAACAAAAUUGAAGAGCUUGGAUCUGUCUUACAACAAUCUUCCAACGAUCCCGUUGGAUACCACAGCCAACCUAACCGGUUUGAGGAAAAUUGAUCUGUCAUACAACGACCUAACCACAGUGCCAGUGGCUGUACAAUCUCUCAACGACUUACGAUGGCUAUCACUAUCUGGCAAUCCCGUCACGGCUCUCAUGAACAACAGCCUCUAUGGAGUAUCAUCACGGCUGGAAUACCUCGACGUGACCAAGCUGAAGUUAAGAAUUCUGGAGCAUGGAGUAUUCGGCAAGAUGUACGCUCUACGAACCCUAAAGAUUUCAACCUCCCCCGAUUUAAGAGAAUUCAACGUCCCCCGAAUGCUGGCUUAUAACGCGGCGUUGGAAAACUUAUACGUAGACGUGGAGUACAGUCCAGAGUUUGGACAGCAGAUGAGCGCGGCGUUACCUUGCAAGCUCAACAACAUCACCAUUACUGGACGAUCUUUGGUGUCGCUAGCUCCUUAUCUGUUGUUUGGUGUUCACUCUAAAGUGCUACGGCUUACGGUCUUCAACACGAGUAUAGAAGAAAUCGAGAGUCAGACCUUCUGGAAGCCAGGUCGCAUCAGAAACUUGACCCUGGACCUUCGCUCCAACUACAUAACGAAGGUCUCUAACCCCGCCCAGAAAGACUGGCCUGGGGUGCCCAACAAUAUGUUCCUCCAUGACAUAUUAAUAUCAGGGAACCCCCUGAUUUGUGAUUGUGGAAUUGGAUGGAUAGAAGCAUGGGACAGGAAACGAAGACAGUACUUAUGUAACAGUCCAUUUAACUGCGUCGCAACUAGAGACGACGUCAGGUUUGCGUCAUGCCCGCUAAAUGAUAACAGAACUCUCGUUGAUGUUAUGCAAAGAGACCUGGACUGCAGUUAUAACAAAGGAUUUUUCAGUUCACCCAACUUGUACAUUAUUAUAGGAAUGUCGUUUUUAACGUACCUGUACAUUUGAGGGUUGUUUUGGAUGCUUGGGGUUUACGAAGAGUUCUACCGAAUUUUAGCAAGAGUGUACCAAUUUUAGACGAUUUUCGAGGAUUUAUGAUCCUAUUGGGUUUAUGAAUUGAAAAUUGGUGCCAUCUUGUUCAUACAUGUAUACUGAUGUGUACAGGUGUAAAUAGACCAGUCAAAAAUAGAGUAUCAUCUGAUAAAUAACGCCAAGUAAGGAGUGAGAUUAUCGGAAUGGAAUAUUAAGUAUUGUACCUGUUUAAGUGGCCUAAACUGCAUUCAAAAAUCUCUUGAGGUAUACCUUAAAGCCAAGUCAUAGUGGUAGUGAUGGACAAAGUUGCCCAAAGGCAUCAAGUGAGGAUAUGCAAGAAUCAGUGACUUUUAUAUUAAGUGGUUGAGUAAUCUAGUGAAGCCUACUAAAUUGUGAUUUACCGUUUAAAUGGAGGAGAGUGAUCUCAAGGGAUUGAUUCUAGAAACGUUUUAAAUAUUUUAAUAAUUUUAUUCCGUAAUGUUUGUUAUUGGUUUCGCGUGUGUAGAUUUAAGGUUUAUUUUAUACGCGUUUCGUGCACAGCCUUUUGUGUUUUUUCUUAUUUAUGAAAAAUAAAGUCCAAAGGUGCGUCGAUCGAUCAUCAUUAGUGUGGAAGUGCACUUAAAUGUGUCUUAGGUGUUGCAUUUACGUCAGUGUUAAGAUAAGUUCACAUGAAAGCAAUGACUUAAUUACGAUAAAAGUCUAUUUAGUUAGACUGUCGCUCGAAUGAUGUGUUCGUCCAUUUAAGGUUAAUAAUGUUAUUUAUAGGAUAUUUGUUUGUCUUAUAGAAAUCUAGAUGUAAAUUUACAACAUCAUCUUAACGAUUCUGUAUUUUUAUCCUUACUUUCUUCGUCUUUUCUCGUCGCCUUUAUUAGUAAUCAUUAAUAGAACCUAUUUAGAGUCACACAUUGUCCGAUUUUGUCAGGUAAUCAGGUCUAAUGGCCACGCCCAUAUCUUAUGGCUCUCUAAAGUUCGCAGUUGGAAAAGGACCGGCUUUUUGACUGAAGUUCAACGUCAAUUCGAACGAAAACUGAAUAUUAUCAUCAAAAAUCUAACAAUGUGUUGGUAUACAAAAUUAGUAUCAAAAAAUGUACAAAAAAGUUUUCCAUUCCAGAUAUCACACUAAUAAUGGUUAACUUUAUGACGCUUGAUCCUAUUUACUAAUUAGGCUCUAAUAUUUUCAUUGUUUAGCUGUUUACAAAUUCUAUCUGGUUAACUCGUUGAAAACAUAUUUUAUUACAUAUAUCUAUUGAUGUGUCAGUAGCUGUUUCUAUCUACAAAGCAUGCUGUAUCAUAUACAUUGUCAUUGUACGUAUAAAUUAGGAAUUUAUUGACUGAAUUUAAGUAUUUCAGAGCUAUUUCGCUGGUAUACUUAUUAUAAGAGUUGUUUGUAUUGUAUGGUAUCCGAAGUGGCUUAUUUAAAUUAUAUUUUAUUGAGUGCUUCUGCAAUAGUUUUUUCUGUUUUUUAUUUUUGCGAACGGACAACUACAAUCUCACCUUUUGGUGUUCAAAUAAAAAUGACUGUUACUUUGUGAACAUUAAGGUUUUUUUAAGCAAUAUUAUGUAGUCGUACGAUGUGGUUCGCAAGAUCUUUUAACACUUUUGCACGCUAGCUGUUUUUAUAUUUUAAUCGUUUUGUUUCGGAACAAUAUGCAUGUUGUAGCUUGAAGUUAUUAUCUAAUGAGUAAAUUCAAUUACCUCUUCUUCAGUGGUCCAGUUCGAUUGUGGUAGCAGGCCUACAAGUUCACUUUUGUUUUCAAUGUCAUAGGUAUGAUGCAAUCCACUUAUAUCGGCUACAGUUACUAUAUUACAAGUUCCAAGUUUGACAUUGAAAACGAAAGGAUGUCGUUGAAACAAUGAAUAUAUUUUGUGAUAUAAUAUUACUCUAAUCCUUCUAUUUUUGAUAAAGCCUACAAUGAGUAUUGCUGACCUGAACGGGAAUUGUAUAGCAAAUUAUCACUAAACUAAUACAGCUUCUAUAACGUAGCUUACAGUAUCGCAGUCAAUUGAACGAUCAUAAAUAGAAUUUAACUAAACCGUUGUAUAAAAUAACUGUUACGCAGAUUUUCCAUUUCUAUAGCUAUUUCAAGUUAUAGGUCUAUAGAUUUAAUAGAUGCUUGUUAAUGUUUCAUAAUAAGAAAGUCUCAUUAAAUUUACCUUCUUUAAUACCUUCAAGAAUAUCUGUAUUUUUGGUAAGAUACACAAGAGUAGUGACUUGCCUUUCUACUUACAAUAUUUCAGUGAGUGUAAGUAUUCAAGAAUCAGUUACUUGCAUAGGUUAAAGGGAUGUUCCUAAAUUGGUUAAAGGUGUACCGUGUUAACGACGAAUAUUUACAGGUUUCUUAUCAACUGUUUGUUAGUUUUGAGUCUAGUUUAGCAAUACUUUUUUGGGUUAGUUGGUGAUUGAUUACUUGAGAACCUACGCUCAUUAUUUGUCUACUGUCUCAGUAAUGUAUAGUUCUUGUACGACCUAUAAAUUGAAUCUUAAGAUAGACUAACUCCUCAGCAAGGUCCUAUUGUGAUAGACAUAGCAAGUGCCAAUGAAUGGAUUAUUUACAUAACCAAUAUCCAUAUUAAAUAUCUAUACAAAUACAUUUAAAAAUAUUUUACUUUGCAACUGCUUUCGAUAUUUAAAAUUUGUUUAAAAUUAAAAUAAAUCAAUAUCAUGUUUGAAAUUAAAUUGUUUAUCGUUGUUGUCAUAAUUUAUGUUGUCAUGUUAAAUUACGAUUAAAAUAACAUUCGGUCCAAAUAUAA
Ostrinia nubilalis (European corn borer) is the source of this 7270-nucleotide messenger RNA. RefSeq names its product chaoptin (gene chp). Gene Ontology annotation, molecular function: protein binding. The transcript has 29 exons. Lineage: Eukaryota; Metazoa; Arthropoda; Insecta; Lepidoptera; Crambidae. The record is from RefSeq and is a predicted model, not a curated record. The coding region runs from base 416 to 4495 and encodes 1359 amino acids.